Messenger RNA from Dreissena polymorpha, 1456 nucleotides. RefSeq names its product ryncolin-1-like. NCBI's taxonomy places the organism in Eukaryota, Metazoa, Mollusca, Bivalvia, Myida, Dreissenidae. The record is from RefSeq and is a predicted model, not a curated record. The transcript has a single exon. The coding region runs from base 22 to 576 and encodes 184 amino acids.
CACACUUCCUACCCGUAUGGUAUGAAGGUUUAUUGUGAUGUGGACUCAAAGAACAAGGGUUGGAUGGUUAUUCAGAGGAGAAUGGACGGGUCUGUGGAUUUCAAUCGCAGUUGGACCGAUUACAAAGCUGGCUUCGGUUACUUGAGAGGCGAAUUCUGGUUGGGAAAUGAGCAUAUCUACCAGCUGAUUAAGGAAAAAUCGAGAGAGCUGAGGAUCGAUAUGGAGAAGUUCGAUGGAACAAAGCGGUAUGCGUUGUAUUCUGCCUUCAGUGUUUUAUCUGAGUCUGAGAAGUAUAAGCUCCAUGUGGCCGGAUACUCUGGAGACGCAGAAGACAGUUUAGAACGUGGUCAUAAUAAUCAAUCGUUUUCAACUUUCGAUGUCGAUAAUGACCGAUCGUCACGAUGCUGUGCUUGCAAGUACGGAGGAGGUUGGUGGUAUUACUCAUGUUUCUACGUACAUCUAAACGGAAAAUACGUUACAGAAAAGGAGACGGUUCCUUACUUGGGAGGAAUUCAUUGGUAUCACCUCACUUUGUACUAUACAUCUUUGAAAUAUGUGCAAAUGAGCAUACACUAAAAGUGCACUUUUAUUUUUUAUAUACCAUUUUACAAGGUAUCGGAGCCAACAUUAAAAUGUACAUAUAUCAUUCGUUUAUCGCCUUCGCAAACGAUGUUACUAAAUUUUAAAAAUAAAAUGUAUUUACAAAAUUCAACUUAAAAUAUAUAUGUGCUGUUACACAAUCUUUAUUAGUUUCUAAUAAAUUGUUUUACAAACAUGUACAGAAUAUAUAACCUAGACAUUAGUCAUAUGAUAAAAAAGGUCGAGCACAAUCGUUAUUUUGCCAUUUAUACGUAAUUCAUGCUUCUUCAAGUAUUUAUUCAGUGCUUCUGAGUUAUCAUAUGAUCACUAUUUAAGUUCGCGCAGACAGACAAAUGAAAAACAACCGUACAAUUCGAUAAACCAAAAAAAACCCUGAUAACUUUGCACACAAAAAAGAUUUAUCAGAAGUGGUCAGACCACUCAAUUGUUGCAAUCUGUGGACAAGUUUUCUUAUUUCGUGUCUUGUAAAAAAAAUCUCUUAAUGAAACAGCAACGGAUAAUUCGCAUAUUGCGUUUCGUAUCAAUUCUAUAAUAACCAGUCACAAUUAUUGUGACAGGCAUAACAACGUGCAAAGUGCGAAAGAAAAAAAAAUAUAUGCUUAAAGUGAAAAUAUUUAAGCGUUAGUGUUGGUGUUUUUCUUGAAAACCUCAUACUAACUAUGUAUAGCAUGUUGGCAACAAAAUAUCAAUUUGACAAGUCUUCAACACUAUAACAGUAAUAAUGUACUUGCUCCGUUGAUCACAUCAAAACUAGUUUAUACCACAUAAAUUGAAUUCGUGUCCGUAAAUUUAGAUGCAUUUGUAAUUUAAGAAACAGAACAAGAGCUGUCAUCAUAGGAUGACAUAAGCCCACGAA